AUGGACGCCGCCGACUCGUCGCCGAUGCACGUCGUCCUCUUCCCGUGGCUCGCGUUCGGUCACAUGCUCCCGUUCCUCGAGCUCGCGGAGCGCCUGGCGGCCCGCUGUCACCGCGUCUCCUUCGUCUCAACGCCGCGCAACAUCAGCCGGCUCCCGCCGGCAGUCGACGUCCACCUGGUGGCCCUGCCGCUCCCACGCGUGGAUGGCCUUCCCGAGGGAGCCGAGGCCACCACCGACCUCCCGCCCGGCAAGGGCGAGCUCCUACAGAAGGCUUCCGACGGCCUCGCCGGGCCAUUCUCCGCCUUACUAGACCGCGACAAGAAGCCGGACUGGGUCAUCGUCGACACAUUGCACUACCUAGCCGCCGCCGCCGCUGUCGACCGGGGCGUGCCAUCUGUGAUGUUCGCCACUUGCUCCUCCGCGUCGACCGCCCUCUGGGGCGUUCCGUGCAUGUCGAAGACUGUUAACCCGGAGCUAGGGGCUUCGCUAGGCCAGCGCUUCUUGUUAACCUACCAGAGCUGCAAGAUGGUGGCACAGCGGUGCUGCAUCGAGUUCGAUCCCGACAGCGUGGCUCUGCUGCCCGGCAUCUACGGCAAGCCGUUCGUCCCUCUCGGCCUGCUGCCGCCGCCGCUGAGGUCCAACGGAGACGACGCGCUCGUGUCGUGGCUCGACCGGCAGCCAGCGAAAUCCGUCGUCUACGUCGCGCUGGGAAGCGAGGCGCCGCUGAGCACGGAGCUAGUGCACGAGCUAGCCAUCGGCCUGGAGCUCGCCGGGGCGGCGUUCCUCUGGGCGCUGAGGAAGCCCAGCGGCGUCCCCGACGACGAGGUCCUUCCUCCGGGUUUCCAGGAGCGUACCAAACACCGCGGGCUCGUAACAAUGGGAAUGGCCCCGCAGACCAGGGUGCUAGCGCACGACUCCGUCAGCGCGUUCCUGACGCACUGCGGGUGGAGCUCCGCCAUCGAGGGGAUGCAGUAUGGACGCCCCCUUGUCAUGCUGCCAUUCUUCGGAGACCAAGGGCCAAUCGCUCGGCUAAUGGAGGGGAAGAAGGUUGGAUUGCCGGUGCCAAGGAACGGCAAGGAUGGAUCGUCUUUAGACCGAGAAGGCGUCGCGUCGGCGGUCCGGGCCGUCUUGGUGGAGGAAGAAGGUAGACGUGUCUUCGCGGCCAAUGCCAAGAAGCUCCAUCAGAUUGUCGCGGAUACUGCAUGCCAUAAGAUGUGCAUUGAUAAUUUCGUUCAGCAACUACGAUUCUACAAGGGGUAG
Triticum turgidum subsp. durum (durum wheat) is the source of this 1260-nucleotide messenger RNA. NCBI's taxonomy places the organism in Eukaryota, Viridiplantae, Streptophyta, Magnoliopsida, Poales, Poaceae. The record is from the annotation of a GenBank genome assembly.